This is a messenger RNA of Lycium barbarum (goji berry), 330 nucleotides long. RefSeq lists its product as uncharacterized. The transcript has a single exon. Lineage: Eukaryota; Viridiplantae; Streptophyta; Magnoliopsida; Solanales; Solanaceae. The record is from RefSeq and is a predicted model, not a curated record. The coding region runs from base 1 to 330 and encodes 109 amino acids.
AUGGAAGAGGAUCCCGAAGAAGAUCCGACAGAGCUAGAUGAACCAAUGGAAGAGGAUCCGGAAGAAGAUCCAGAGUGGAAAUCAGAGCGUAAUCUUGUAAUGGAGGUAGACCCGGAGAAAUCACCCGAGUACACUCCAGCAGGAUAUUCAGAGGAUGAACCAGAGGUACAGUCCGAGGGCAGGCCUAUAAUACAUGGUAUAGAGGAGGGACCUGAGUAUGACCCAGAGGCAGGUUGGGAGAUAGAGACAGACCCAGAGGAAGAACCUGAGCAUGACCCAGGGCCUCCAGCAUAUGAUGGGGAUGACAAUGACGGCCCGACAUGGCCCUAG